UACUGUGUCUCUUUCAAAAUCAUUUCCACAAUUUUUUGAAACCCAAUUCCCAAGAAAAAUGGACACACCAGAAGAAGGAAUCGGAAUCAAAAUCUACGACACAACCCCACAAGACGACAUAGAAUCAUCCUCACUACCUUACCACCCUCCAUCCACGGCAGUUCCAGGACAAGGUCGAAAGCGACGCGCCGUCGCAAAGGGCGUGCAAAAGACGCUCUCAAAAACAUCAAUGCUGGCAAAUUUUCUCCCAACGGGAACCCUUCUGACUUUCGAGAUGGUUCUUCCGUCAAUCUACGGUAACGGCGAGUGUUCCCCUGUUUCAACCACCAUGAUGCACGUCUUAUUGGGUCUCUGUUCUCUCUCCUGCUUCUUCUUCCAUUUCACCGACAGUUUCCGGGGACCGGACGGGAAGGUGUAUUACGGGUUUGUUACCACUAAGGGUUUGGCUGUGUUUAAGCCUGGAUUGGAUGUUGAAGUUCCCAAAGAUGAGAGGUAUAAAUUGGGUGUUACUGAUUUUGUUCAUGCUCUUAUGUCUGUUUUGGUUUUCACGGCGAUCGCUUUUUCCGAUCACCGGAUAACUGACUGUGUUUUUCCUGGACAUGAGAAAGCUAUGGAUGAAGUUAUGGAGAGUUUUCCUUUGAUGGUUGGGAUUGUUUGUAGUGGCUUGUUUCUUGUGUUUCCAAAUACUCGUUAUGGUAUUGGAUGCAUGGCUACUUAAUUAGAGUUAAUUAUUACUUAAUUAUAAUUAUAUUAGUAAUUAGAUAAAAAUAAUAAUAUCUUAUUAUAUAUAUAUGUAUGUUAGUGCCACUUGUAGUAGGGUUGGUUUAUUGAUUGUUGUAUGAUGAAUUAUGAAAUGUUUCAUGUUUUAUUAUUUUAAGUAUAUGUGUUAAUUUGUUGUUUA
Molecule: messenger RNA, 901 nt
Organism: Cannabis sativa
Lineage: Eukaryota; Viridiplantae; Streptophyta; Magnoliopsida; Rosales; Cannabaceae
Product: protein DMP8-like
Exons: 1
Coding region: 59-718 (219 amino acids)
Biological process (GO): endomembrane system organization
Source: RefSeq, a predicted model, not a curated record